Messenger RNA from Cotesia congregata, 1122 nucleotides. Lineage: Eukaryota; Metazoa; Arthropoda; Insecta; Hymenoptera; Braconidae. The record is from the annotation of a GenBank genome assembly.
AUGGAUUUAUACGAUCAACCCCACUACAGGACAACUAAGAACUUUGCAAUUCUCAUAGGUCGAUGGCCUUAUCAGUCUCCCUUUCAGAGCGUAGUAAUACUCGUUGUUAUCUGGACUGCCUUCAUUCUGCAAGCGAUCCCUCAAACCAUAGCGAUUAUCAAGCAUUAUGAUAACCGAGCGAUUUUACUCGAGUGCCUACCGGCUUAUGCGAUGGACAUUGUGAUGGCGAUAAAAUAUAUAAACCUCAUCUAUAACGCAGAAACGCUAAUGAGAGAGGAUUGGAAAUUGUUGAAAAACGAAGAGGAAAAACGCAUCCUUCAGUAUCACACUGACAUUGGACGACUAUUGGCUUCUGUUUACGCAGGAUUUGCUUUUACGACGACGGGUAUGUUUGUCAUGGAACCAGUUUUGCCGAGGAUUGUCAACAAAAUUAUUAAAUCUAAUGAGACAGUUCCACUGAAAUUUGCUCUUCCAUUAGAAUACAUUUUCUUCGAAAAGGAAGAUCACUAUUGGCCGAUGCUUACUAUCACUAAUAUUUUCGCUGUCAACAUUAUUGUUGUCAUAAUAUCUUGCGACGUUAUUUUCAUAACUUGCAUUCAACAUGUUUGUGGGAUAUUUGCAGUUAUAGGAUUUAGGAUAGAAAGUUCACCUACUGGUGGAGCAAGGCUGAAAGACAAGUAUGGAGUAAGCGUUAAAUCGAAUUUGCAGGAUCCUACUUACAAACACUUGGUUUCAUGUAUUAGGAUUCACAAGAGAGCUCUUUACUUAGCUGACAUUCUUGAAGAAACUUUUACGCAGAGUUUUGGAGUUGUAGUCGCGUUAAAUUUGCCACUCAUGAGCAUAACUGGCUUGCAGCUGAUUACUCAAUCUAAUACAGUGGAACAAACAAUCAAGUUUGCUUUGUUUGCUGCUGCGCAAAUGAUGCACCUAUUUUUCGACUGUUUUCUUUCGCAGAAUCUGACAGAUAUGAGCAUUGAAAUUCAACAGUGCAUAUCCAAUGUGAAAUGGUACAAAAAUUCAAAAGAAUCACAAAAAAUACUACUUUUGAUGUUGAUGAGAAGCCAAGUGCCCUGCAAAGUCACUGCAGCUAAAAUCAUGGAGUUAUCUAUUGAAAAUUUUGGA